Messenger RNA from Cyphellophora europaea CBS 101466, 1218 nucleotides. RefSeq lists its product as uncharacterized. The coding region runs from base 1 to 1218 and encodes 405 amino acids. The record is from RefSeq and is a predicted model, not a curated record. NCBI's taxonomy places the organism in Eukaryota, Fungi, Ascomycota, Eurotiomycetes, Chaetothyriales, Cyphellophoraceae. The transcript has 2 exons.
AUGUCUAGCAUCCAUCACCUUGUUGAGCUCUCAGAUGAGCCACGCCUUCGCCAACACGUCACGGGAAUCCGCUUAGAAGUGGAGCUUAUCCAUGAGAACUUGCGAGAGGAAGAGUGGCGCAAUAAAGUCCAAGCCUACGGCACCCGUACGGUCGAAAGUGACUCGAGCGACGACUGGUCGGGAAAGCCUAAGCACGAUGCGCUUCUGGCGCAAGAGCGGGACUCGUUAUCCGUCGAGGAAAUUGCAAAAUGCUGGAAGCGGCUGCAAGUCGGGAUGACCGAGCAGGAAGAGCUGCAAAAACACUCCAUGUCAUCCCUGAUGGACAUGCUCACGCCAGCAUUCGCCCAGUUGCCUGCUCUCAGGUUCUUCACGUGCAAUGCAAUGUCGCUCUCAAAACAUGUGACGGAGAGUAACAAACUCAGGAGACUACAGGGGGAGACUUUGACUUAUCCUCCACUUACCAAGGACCCGCGGCCCGGGGACGUCUUAUUCAUCACCACGUACGCAACAGCAUGCUUAGCUUCUCUUCUCGACGUUCGUCCGGAAAUUUCAUCGGUCAGCAUGGCUAUGUUUCCAUGGAAUGUGUUGGUGAAACUGUCAAACUAUUGGCAGUCUUCAAGCAAAUCGCCCGAUUUGUCAAACCUCACCUCGAUGCGUCUGUACACCAUCUGUCGCGAGCCCUUCACCGAUACCACCCAAGCUGAGGGUAUGGAAGCCAUUACCACAAUGCUAUCCACUGCGCCAGAUCUAAUCCAAUUCAACUGGGGACAUGGACCCGAAUGCAUGGGACCAGAAAUUGACGACUACGUCAAUUUGCAGAUUCCCAAUUUCUUUGAUUUCGAUGAGCCAUGUUUGCUGGCGAGCCUAGAUCUCGGAGGUGUCUCCUGCGAGUUCGAUGAGCUUUACGAGCUCCUUGAUCGAGUCUCAGGCAGCCUCGAAUCCUUGGAUCUUGGUUCGAUGUCGCUAAAUGGCGGUUAUGGGUUCGAUAUGUUCAACCACAUGCACGAUUCAAUGGAUCUGUUCCAUUUCGGCAUCCGUGGACGUCUCGAAGACUGGGAUGGAGUGCGGGGACGAGCGUGGGACCCUGGCAGCAUACAAGACUAUGUGAUCUGGGUUAACGAGAGGGAGCCGUUGCAGUCUUCGGAUGAGGGAGGAUCGCCUGGUGUAUGGAUGAUUAUGAGUGACUCUUCUCUGAGAUACGAUUCCGUAUAUAGCUAG